Carlito syrichta (Philippine tarsier) is the source of this 2230-nucleotide messenger RNA. RefSeq names its product exoribonuclease 1 (gene ERI1). Gene Ontology annotation, molecular function: nucleic acid binding; 3'-5'-RNA exonuclease activity. Gene Ontology annotation, cellular component: nucleolus; cytoplasm. The transcript has 7 exons. The record is from RefSeq and is a predicted model, not a curated record. Gene Ontology annotation, biological process: exonucleolytic trimming to generate mature 3'-end of 5.8S rRNA from tricistronic rRNA transcript (SSU-rRNA, 5.8S rRNA, LSU-rRNA). Lineage: Eukaryota; Metazoa; Chordata; Mammalia; Primates; Tarsiidae. Bases 264 to 1313 code for a protein of 349 amino acids.
CCUCCCUCUCCAGCUUCCUCCCUGCCGCUGGGGGGGGAGCCGCACUCGCGUUCCGCGCGCGCUGGCUCACUGCGCCUGCGCGGCGCGUGGACGCCGCACGUUCCCGGAAGUAGGAGGUGGCCGCCGGAGUUUGUGUGGCCGCCGCCGCGGGAACGCGAGCCCAGUCAUUUUUCAACCGAGAAAGGCGAGGUUUUUUGGGCACGGCAGAGUGAGAGCCAGCGAGUGUCCGACUCCGACAGCUGUCUUCUGACGUGACAGCCGGCAUGGAGGAGCCUCAGGGCAAAGAGCCUGGCGGCGAGGCCGUGACUCUCGCGCAGCCGGAGUCGCCGCGGCCAGAAUGUGAGGAGGCAUCGCAGCAUCCCAAGCUCGAGAAAAAACAACGAUGUAGAUUUGAUGGCCAAGAAACAAAAGGAUCUAAGUUCAUUACCUCCAACACAAGUGAUUUCAGUGAUCCAGUUUACAAAGAGAUUGCUAUUACCAAUGGUUGUAUUAAUAGAAUGAGUAAGGAAGAACUCAGAGCUAAACUUUCAGAAUUCAAACUUGAAACCAGAGGAGUAAAGGAUGUACUAAAGAAGAGACUGAAGAACUACUAUAAGAAGCAGAAGCUGAUGUUGAAAGAGAGCAAUUGUGCUGACAGUUACUAUGACUACAUUUGUAUUAUUGACUUUGAAGCCACUUGUGAAGAGGGUAACCCACCUGAGUUCAUACAUGAAAUAAUUGAAUUUCCUGUUGUUUUACUUAAUACACAUACCUUAGAAAUAGAAGAUACGUUUCAGCAGUAUGUAAGGCCAGAGAUGAACACACAGCUUUCCGAUUUUUGCAUCAAUCUUACUGGAAUUACUCAGGAUCAGGUAGACAGAGCUGAUACCUUCCCUCAGGUACUAAAAAAAGUAAUUGACUGGAUGAAAUUGAAGGAAUUAGGAACAAAGUAUAAAUAUUCCAUAUUAACAGAUGGUUCAUGGGAUAUGAGUAAGUUCUUGAACAUUCAGUGCCAACUUAGCAGACUCAAAUAUCCCCCUUUUGCUAAAAAGUGGAUCAAUAUUCGAAAGUCAUAUGGAAACUUUUACAAGGUUCCUAGAAGCCAAACCAAACUGACAAUAAUGCUUGAAAAAUUAGGAAUGGAUUAUGACGGGCGGCCUCACAGUGGUCUUGAUGACUCUAAGAACAUCGCCCGAAUAGCCGUUCGAAUGCUUCAGGAUGGAUGUGAACUUCGAAUCAAUGAGAAAAUGCAUGCCGGACAGCUAAUGAGUGUGUCUACUUCCUCACCUAUAGAGGGCACUCCACCUCCACAGAUGCCACAUUUUAGAAAGUAACAGCAUUUUUUUCUGGAUGUAAUUGAAAUUGCUACAAAAAGGUAGCAGAUGAAUACCCAUUGAAUUAGUCCUGCAGUGCAAACUUUAAACACCUUAAAACACUUAAAAUCUUAUUACAAUUAGAGAUGGCGACAGAUUUUGCGGGAGGGCAUAUUGAAUUCUUUGUCACCAGCACUUUUGAUAUGAGCAGUAUUUGUUACAUAGUAGCAGUUCCUGCUUAGGAUUGAAUUUUAUAAAUUAAGGUGUCCAAGAAUAUGUUCCCUUUGGUUUUAAAUGCAAAGUCUUAAUUGGUUCUUCCCUUGAAUGUCAUAUCUUACUGUUGUUAAAAUAUAGAAUGUAUUUCUACAUUAACAUCUUAGAUCAAAUAGAUCUUAAAAUGCAGAAAAUAUUGGAAGGUAGACCUUAUCUAGCCUUUGGGUUUUAGGAAUAUCAUAGUCCUUUUGAUUUUUUGAAGGUUAUAUGUGAAGUUUAGCUAUGUGUGGUGAAUUUCAUAAGAUACUUGAUAUACAUAUCUACCUGUGUUUCUUUUUGACUCAUAAUUGGAAGGAUUAUGGUAGAGUAUAGGGUCUGGCUAAAAAAUUCAGUUACUGAUAAGAUUAAUGGGAAGUCAGAAGAAAAUGCUAUUUAAAGGAAUAUCAUAAGGGCUGUAGUUCACACUUUCUAAUACAUAAAUAAAUCAAUUUUUUAAAAAAUUUGAUUGUUUGGUUCCCCUCUCUCUUGUGACAUUUAUCUACCUUAAUUCUUCAAUCUAAGAGAUUAUGCUCUGAAAUAGACUCUAAAAUUAAGGAUUUGUAUUCAGUAUCACAAGUGAGGUUAAUAAAGUCAAAUGUUACUUUCUACCCAUGUCUUAUAUUUUUAUUAUUAAAAAUUCCAUUGGAUACCAGUGGAGUUAGUCAAUAAAAUAUUUGCUUGUCUGA